AUGGCGGCUGGAAGCCGUAAUGGUGGCCGACGGCUGAGUUAUAUGGGGUCUCUGGAUGAUUACGACAACUCGAGCGAAGAUGAGAAGAAGAAGAAGAACACUUCUAAACCGCAGGAGGAAGGGUGGGGCUGGGAUCUCUUCAGACACUAUCCUCCGAAAACGAAAACUGGAUCUAAUGCUGAUAUGAGUUUCUACCAGAAUGCUAUUAAGGCACUCAAAGUGGUGACAUACUUGAUUUUAUUUACACUUGUCCUUGGUGGCGGAGUGUUUGCCAAAUCAAGUAUCUUACUCGCAACUGCUCAAAUUGAGGAGGGAACACCAGUCAAGUACUGCGAUUAUAAGAGCCCUAAGGGAUCUCUGUCCCCGAAUAAAACGGCUACUAUAAGUGAAGAUGGUAGGAUUUACUGGUACUGGUGUGUGAUCCUGGCAUUUUUCGUCCCGGAAGUCAUGACCCUCCUGAGAACAGUCUAUCAACUUCUAUUCAAGAAGAAAAAAAUUCCGUUCUUCCUUGACAUCUUGUUCGCCGCCGUCGUGGAGAGUUUUCAUGCUGCAGCAAUGGCGCUGCUCUUUCUGCUUGUCAUACCGGAGAUGGAUUCGUUGUUGGCAGCAGCUGUCACCAGCUGCACUUGCUUCAUUCCUGCUGUUCUCGGGCUCCUAUCGAGGACGAAAAUUGAGGACAGCUCAAGUCGGUAUCACAUUCUGAUGAUGGUUGGAGACAUAAUCGCUGUCAUCGCCCAACUAAGCGGAAUCAUCCUCCUUCCCAUCGUUGAUCGCAUCGGCGAAACGGCAAGCUGGUGGUUACCCGCAGUUUUAAUCUUCGCUUCGUGCAGAUGGUGGCUCAACUACGUAUCCCCGAGAAGUACAUUGGGCCUGAUCAGAUUCCUCUCGAACAUGAAGGAUCGUCUUGAAUUAUCCCGAGGUAUCGUCCAAGGGAUGACAGCACUUUGCAGGAUAACAGUCUUCUUUGGAACCUCCUUAAUCAUCAUUCACAUCAAAGGGAUCGAAGUGGAAAAGUUCUUUGGUGGCUUUCCUGGGAAAGCAACCUACCUCGUCAAUGUAAGCAAUGUGCGUUCCGCAGAGACAGAAAGCUCAGAAAGCUCUGGACAAGAAGAAAUUUUUCCCGUUAGCUCUUCCAUACCUCUAUUUGUAUUUCUUGUCCACGUGGUUGCAUCCUUCAGCGCGCAUUUCGCAGGCGAAUGUGCGAGUCGAUCGCUGAUGCAGAAAUUUGGUCUAGCCUUGCCAGUGAGUCUCACAGUUCCAUCAACAAUAGUCUUCAUCUUCGUCUUAUCAGUAAUCCGUGAAGGAAAUGUUUGUGCGUUGCACGGGUUUCUCCCUGACUACAUCUUUUUCAAAUUGUAUGAACACAUCGAUUCGGCAUCGGAUCUGUUGUCCCACUGGGAGCACUGGUUAUGGAUCCCCUGGUUGUUUUCCCAAGGCUGGGUGACAAUGCACAUCUGGACGCCUCAUUGCGAGAGGCUCGCCAAAACACAUCGGCUAUUCGUAGUCUCUUCCUACGACUCCCUGAUAAUUGAUCAGUCCCUCAUGCUGAGUAGAAGGCGCGACGAGCCCGCGGAGAUUGAAGAUACCAAGAUGAACGAUCGUGUGACCAAGAUUUACGUCUGUGCGACGAUGUGGCACGAGCAGGCGGACGAGAUGAUGAAGUUCAUCAACAGUGUCAUUAAACUCGAUCUGUACAGAUCGGCCACCAAAUUCACUCAGAACAGGUAUAAAGUACAGAUGGACGACUACUACGAGCUGGAGACCCACGUCUACUUCGAUGAUGCCUUCCAAUGCAUGCAUGGAUGUGAAUCCGGCAAGCCUUGUCACCACAGUGAGAACGAGACUCACGUGAAUUGGUACGUGAAGGAGUUUAUCAAGGCGAUGGAGAGCUCCAUCACGAAGCUGGGGUAUGUGGCGUCCCCUCCGAUGAAGUAUCCCGCGCCCUACGGUGGCCGGCUGGAGUGGAUGCUGCCAGGUAAGACUCCGCUGACCGUUCAUUUGAAGGACAAGAACAAAAUUCGACACAGGAAACGAUGGAGUCAGGUGAUGUACAUGUACUACCUCCUCGGCUAUCGCCUGAUGGACCAUCCCAAUUACUCCGUUGAGCGGAAGGAAGCAAUGGCGGAGCACACCUUCCUCUUAACCCUGGACGGCGACAUAGACUUCGACCCCUCCGCCCUGAUCGUCCUCCUUCACCUGAUGAAGCGUGACAAGGAACUCGGGGCAGCUUGCGGCAGGAUCCACCCGAUGGGCACGGGCCCCAUGGUCUGGUACCAGAUGUUCGAGUACGCGAUAGGUCACUGGCUCCAGAAAUCCACAGAACACGUCAUUGGAAGCGUCCUUUGCAGCCCUGGGGCGUUCUCUCUCUUUCGCGCCCAAACCCUGAUGCAGGACAACGUUAUGAGGAAGUACGCAACGGUGUCUAGUGAGGCUAGACACUACGUCCAAUAUGAUCAAGGGGAGGAUCGCUGGCUGUGUACCCUGAUCCUCCAGGCUGGAGGGAGAGUCGAGUACUGCGCGGCGUCGGACUCGUACACCCACGCCCCAGAGACCUUCAACGAGUUCUUCAAUCAGAGAAGAAGAUGGAUUCCCUCAACAAUGGCCAAUAUGUUUGAUCUACUGAGCACAUCGAAACAAACCAGAAAGCUCAACGAGAACUUCUCCUGGCCGUUUGUCGUGUACGAGUGGAUCCUCAUGGGAUCGACAGUCCUAGGUCCAGGCACCAUCUUCCUCAUGCUCGUGGGGGCUUUUGUGGCUGCCUUCAGGAUCGACAAUUGGACAAGCUUCUCGUACAACUUGGUACCCAUCGUUAUCUUCGUCAUCGUAUGCUUCUUCUGCAAAGAGAAGACUCAACUCUUAGUCGCCGGCAUCAUCUCCGCUUUCUACGGCCUCGUGAUGGUAGUUGUUCUCGUCGGGAUCAUGAUACAGAUCACGGAGGAUGGGUGGGUCGCACCCUCAACAAUUCUAUUUUGUGUUGUUGCGAUACAGUUAGUCGUGGCUGGCCUGCUGCAUCCUCAGGAGCUGAUCUGUCUAGUCUGUGGAAUCAUUUAUUAUAUAACAGUGCCCUCUAUGUAUAUGCUGUUGAUAAUCUACUCGCUAUUCAAUUUGAAUAAUGUGAGCUGGGGGACGAGAGAGUCGAAACCAGUGGCUGCUAAGAAUUCUGAUCAAGACGACGAUGACACCGACCAGGAAAAGCCUCCAAACGAUUCGGAGAAGGAAGUUAAAGACAAGGGAGCGAUUGACUUCUCGUUUGCCGGAUUAUUCAGGUGUAUUCUCUGCACACACAAUGAGGAAUCCCCCACGGACAAGAAGCUGGAGACCAUCAGCCAGUCUUUGAAUCACAUUGAGAAGCGGCUGCAGAUGCUGGAGGGGGGUGAGAACCCGAGUCCGUUGGGCAGAAGACAUGAAGAGAAAAAGGUGACCUAUCAGAAGGAGAAAAAGGCGGACUAUGAGAAACCAAAGGACCCCGAGAUUAUUCUGCAAGGCCAUUCAGACUCCGAGGAGGAGACGAUCGGAGACAAAUCAGGAACGUUCUUGGUUUCGCCCUAUUGGAUUCGCGAUAAGGAUCUGAGUAAAGGGAGAGUUGAGUUUUUAACUAGAGAAGAGGAGGUCUUCUGGGAGAGGCUCAUCAGGAAGUAUCUUUAUCCCAUUGAAGAGGAUAGAACGCAGCUCGCGAUGAAUGCGGAAGCGCUCAAAGGUCUUCGCAACGAGUUUCUCUUCAAGUUCUUUAUGAUUAAUGGGCUGUUUGUACUGGCUGUGUUUGUCAUGCAGUUGAAGAAGGAUAUUCUGCAUCUGGAGUGGCCGCUGGGGCAGAAGUUUAAUGUUACCUUUGCUGCGACCGAACAGACUGUCCAUCUUCACAAGAGUUAUCUUAAACUGGAGCCUAUUGGGUGUCUCUUUAUCAUUGGGUUCGUGGGGAUUCUGAUGCUUCAGUUCAUGGCGAUGUUGGUGCAUCGGUUCAACACGUUCUGCCAUGUGCUUGCUAAUACCUCUUUGGAGCUAUCACGGUGCUGCAGGUCGAAAAAUUCAGAAGAACUGCCUCUCAAGAGUCAAGCCAAUGAAAUUGUCAAGGGUCUUCAACGACUAGCUCAGAACAACGCACACCCUAUUACUCCUCCGGGUUCUCAGCCAGCUGCACAGCCCAACAAACGAAAGACCAUUCAUGCGCUCAUAUUAAAGGAGAACAAGACGACACUGGCUGCUGAUUUCGACACGGUAUUCCAGCAGAAUCUGCAGGAGCCGUCGGCAAAUCACAGGCUGACGUCCAUGGGCGUCUCGGAACACGUUCUCAAGGCCUUUGAACGCCGAAGGACAACAUUCGUCGAACGGAAAUCCCAGUUGAAACACGCCAAUUCGAGCAACAUCUAUGAGGAUCCAGAGGGCGCCAGGAAACAAACUUUCUACAACCCAAUACCCUCGGGGAAUCCCCAUACUUACGACAAUCCAGUGUUCAUCCCUGACGACGGAACGUCGCCGAUUCAGCUGCGGCGGAAGCCGUAAAACUCCGAAGACUAAACGACUCCAUGAAAUAGAGUCGAAAAAAAGUUGAAAAAUA
Messenger RNA from Diachasma alloeum, 4555 nucleotides. Its product is annotated as chitin synthase chs-2. Gene Ontology annotation, molecular function: chitin synthase activity. Bases 1 to 4500 code for a protein of 1499 amino acids. The record is from RefSeq and is a predicted model, not a curated record. Gene Ontology annotation, cellular component: cell periphery; cell septum. The transcript is spliced from 7 exons. NCBI's taxonomy places the organism in Eukaryota, Metazoa, Arthropoda, Insecta, Hymenoptera, Braconidae.